UUUUUUAUUUCAUUUGACAGCUAUAACUUGAACAUGGAGUGUUUGACACGGUGCAUGAAUUGAUUUAGUGUUUUAUUUAGAAAAGUUAUUCGUCGACUGUUUUCUACUCUCAAAGAAUAAUGCAUUACAUACAAUAAAUGUGUAUGAAUUAUUAAAUAUUUUUAACAACUAAAUAUCGUUUGCAAAGUGCUCAUUAUCGCAAAUAAUACGACGUAAUCAUGGCGGAUCCUUUAAGUUUACUUCGCCAGUAUAAUGUAAAUAAAAAAGAAAUUAUUGAACGUGACAACCAAAUUAUUUUUGGUGAAUUUUCAUGGCCUAAAAAUGUAAAGACUAAUUACCUUAAGUGGGGAUCUGGAAAAGAGGGAAGUGAUAAAGAAUAUUAUACUCUGGAAUGUUUGUUGUUUAUACUGAAAAAUGUACUUUUGCCUCAUCCAGUUUAUGUAAAGCAAGCAGCUGCCGCUAAUAUACCACCUGUACGGCGUCCUGAUCGUAAGGAAUUGCUUGCUUAUCUAAAUGGUGAGACAGCAACUUGUGCAUCUAUAGACAAAAGUGCACCUUUGGAAAUAUCAACACAGGUUAAACGGACUCAUGAUCAUGAUGGAGGUGAAUCUGAAGCUAAGAAGCCUCGUAUUGAGGAAACACAUGUUCAGAAAGUACGAGAGCAGCUGGCAGCACGUCUUGAUGCACCUAAAGAAGCUUCUGUUACAGUUGAUAAUAUCAAGUCCUUAUCGGAGGCUAUGUCUGUGGAGAAAAUUGCUGCCAUCAAAGCCAAGCGUUUAGCUAAAAAAAGGACAACCAUUAAGAGCAAUGAUUAUUCAGAUACUCUUGGUGUUGUGGGAUCCGAUCUCAGAGCCAUCCUUGACUAUGAUGUUGACCUUACUAAAGAUAUUAUUAGUCGAGAGAGGCAAUGGAGGACCAGAACUACAGUAUUACAAAGUAAUGGGAAGACUUUUGCGAAAAGUAUUUUAGCUCUUCUCGGUAGUAUAAGAGCAAGGGAAGAGGGAAGGCCAGGAGCACCCAGGCCGCAACCAGUAGUCAUGCCUCCACCGACAGCCAUACCUGCACAGCAAACUCAGUAUAACAGAUACGAUCAGGAAAGAUUUAUCAGACAGAAAGAAGAAACGGAGGGUUUCAAAAUUGAUACUAUGGGGACAUAUCAUGGUAUGACCCUAAAGUCAGUGACAGAAGGUCCAAGUGUGCCAGCACCAGCUCGUGCUCCACAAACACCAAACCAUCCAAGACAAAUGCCACAGAGCGGCGCGGCGGGCGGCACCCCGCGACGGGAGCUGCUGCCGGUGACGGCGGCGCGCCCCCCCGCGGGCGGCAAGCGGCCCUCGCGCACGCCCAUCAUCAUCAUCCCCGCCGCCGCCACCUCGCUCAUCACCAUGUACAACGUCAAGGACAUGCUCCAGGAGCUCAAAUUUGUACCAGUUGAGCAGAAGAAAGCAGAAGGGUCAGUUCGAGAAAAUGAAGUAUUAUUACAAAGAAGGAAAGGUCCCACCGGUGAUCAAGUACCUAAUAAUGCGACUACGAUAACGGUACCUUAUCGAGUAGUAGACAACCCUGCGAGGUUAUCUGCUGCCGAAUGGGAUAGAGUGGUCGCUGUAUUCGUCCAAGGCCCGGCCUGGCAGUUCAAAGGGUGGCCCUGGGAUGGAAACCCUGUUCAGAUCUUUGCUAAUAUAUGCGCGUUCCACCUGAAGUUCGACGAGAUGAAGCUGGACGCGAACGUGGCGCGCUGGGCGGUGACGGUGCUGAACCUCAGCCGCACCAAGCGGCAUCUCGACCGCGCCGCCCUACUCGCCUUCUGGGAGACGCUCGACAAACACAUGAUGAAGAAUAAACCGCACCUUAGGUUUUAAGUUUGUUUUAGAGUUAUAAAAUUUUAUCCUAUAGACUAUUAUACCGUGUGAAUAUCCAGAAGCCUUAAACGCAAUUAAAAUCUAAGUCAAUCGUACCGUUUAAAGAAUAUUUUGGUGAUAUUUCAUCGUAGCUUUAUAAUACAAUUAUAUAUUUUCCUUUUCCAUACAUUAUAUUUAUUGUCUUUUAUUAUGAUGAAAUUUUAAUUUAUCUGAAAUGCAAAAAUUAUCGAGAUAUGAGGUCGGUUAUGAUCAAUGAAUAAAGUUAUUCAGUUGUAUAAAAAAGGGAUUUAAUUAUGUAAAAGUAUAUAACGAUUACGACUCAUUGUAUGAUGAAAUAUAAUAUGUCACUAAGUUCUAAUAACUGUUGGGUUAUCUUGUUAUGGAUAUAGUGUAAAAUAUUUUACCACCUAGUAUGAUUUGUUUAAAGUUACAUUAUAUUAUAUCAAUAAUAGUUUGUGCACUUAUUUUAAAAAUACUGCAAUUUAAACUUUGAAAUAUAUUUCUUAUACAAACAUAGCCCACGUUGUGUAUACACUAUUGACCUAGAUCUACUCACAUGAAAUAGCUCAAGGUCUCUGCAAUCUAAAUAUAAAACAGAAAUAAAAAAUAACUUCAAUAAAAAGUGAACAAUUUUACGUGAAUGUUACACAAAAAUGAGGUAUGACCGAGAUUAAUGGACCGAUCUUGAUGUAAUGCUUUGAAUUCGAAAAACUUCUUCAGAAAGUAAUGGUAAUAGUUUUAAACAGUUAUGACAUUCAGAACAGCCAAGAAUACAGAUUCGAAGUUUUUAACUUUGGUACAAGCCAAUGAUAUUUUCUUUUUAGACAUUUUAUGUUCUCUUCUUUUAAUUAAUAUUGUUUAUAUAUACAAACUACAUAUUUUUAUAUAUAUAUAAAAAUAUGGGGAAUUUAAAUAAUGAAAAUAUUCUAUACAAAAUCUAAAAACAAAAUUAUAAAAAUUGUGGACAUAUAAAAAACUAUUGGGUUAAAAAUUAAUGAAUUAAAAUAUUAAUAAUACACUAUGAGACCAUUAUGCAACAUUUAUAUUUGAAAUGUAAUGUUUUCAUUAUUAACAUUUUGCAGGAUCCUUGUUGAUUAUAGCUUCGUUUAUUUUUCAAACAUUUGAAAUUAUUUAUUUUUUGAUUGUAUUAUGUGUUUAUUGUGUUGUAAGAUUGAAUGCGAAUAAAUGAAAGAGAUACUUAUACUCACCUUAUGAUAAUUAUGUACAUUAAAUUUCCUUUAAUUCUAAUAUAACUGUAUUAUAUUUAUGGUACACGAACCACUGUCUUCUACUUUCGAAUCUCAAAUUACUGGUGACAGAAAGAGUCAAUUUGGUGACUGUAACUAUUUACAUUUUCUUAAUAGAACCAUAUGUAAAUAUAUUUCCAUAUUUAAAAUACAAGUGCCAUUAGGAACUAUAAGCUUUUAUUCAUUUGAUUAUUUGAACCCAAUUAAGGUCUCAAUAAAUGUUUAUAAAUAUUAAAGUGAUUGUAUGAAGAAUAGAUGUUGUCGUUAUAUAUGUAGAAUAGUAUCAGUCUAUGAACCUGUUAUAAAUUUCAUAAAUAUAAAACGCUCCAUUCAAACUUUUAUGUUUACACUCUUAUUAAUAUCCUUUUUAAGAUGAUAUUGAGUAAUAGGUUUAACUUACGAUUGUAUUCUUGAUUCAAUGUUGCUAUUUUAUUAAUAUAUUUAGAGUAUUUUAAAUAAAAAAAAAACUAAGCUAACCAAUUUUAUAUUAUACAUACAUACAUAAUUUUAACUAAUAUAAUAUAGUCAUCUAAAUUUCAGCUGGCAACAAUUAUCGGAGAUGGCUAGUGGCCUUGACAAUAAUUGGUAUUCGGACAUUCGAGGCCGCUUUUAAUAAACUCUGAUCGAAUAAAUUACGUUUCAAUUAUAAUUUUCGGAUAGAUAUUGGUUGUGACCACGUGUCCAUCGUCUCACGUGUUACUUGGUUAGAUAAAUAGUUGUACUUUAAUACUUAAAUAGGUAUAAAUAACUUGCAAUAGUCACUUUUGUGUUAGUAAUUAUUUAAACUCAAGCUUAUACAGAUUAUAUAUAUCUUUUUUUUAAUUAUAAAAUAUAAAGAUUAUUUAGUUUUCUAAUAAUAAAAGACAAUAAAACGGAGUUUUUUUUAUUUCAUUAUGUGCCUCGUCUUGUUUGUAAUGGCAUAUAAUUAUUUUAGAUUUCUUCAUAUAUAAAGCCAAAAUAUUUUUUAAAUGAUAUGGAAAUGUUCAAAGAUCUGUGAUCUUUGUUUAUUGACAACAAUAAAUUGUUGAAUAUUUGA
Vanessa tameamea is the source of this 4142-nucleotide messenger RNA. It is a transcript of the gene hyx, whose product is annotated as parafibromin. Gene Ontology annotation, molecular function: RNA polymerase II complex binding. The record is from RefSeq and is a predicted model, not a curated record. Bases 219 to 1859 code for a protein of 546 amino acids. NCBI's taxonomy places the organism in Eukaryota, Metazoa, Arthropoda, Insecta, Lepidoptera, Nymphalidae. Gene Ontology annotation, cellular component: Cdc73/Paf1 complex. Gene Ontology annotation, biological process: transcription elongation by RNA polymerase II; positive regulation of transcription elongation by RNA polymerase II. The transcript is spliced from 12 exons.